AUGUACAUGAAGACCACAAACAAGACGGGAUUUAUGCCAAAUCAUAAGAGGUUAUGCAGGCCAACCCGCCUCCCUGAGAUUCCAGGUGACCUUAUAUCAGAGAUCCUCGUUCGCCUCCCGGUGAGAUCGCUCCUGCGGUUCAAGUCGAAGGGUCAAGACAGCGCGAGGCUCGUGUACACGCUGGACCUCCAACGAGACUCCGCUCCAGUGCAAGUCUACAUGCUUGGGCAUUGCAACGGACUCGUGCUAAUUCCCACGGACACCAAGAUGUACGUCCUCAACCCCUCCACCAGGGAGCUUCUCACGCUGCCCGAGAGCACCCGCGAAAUGCUCUCGCCAUCCUCCAUAUUCCGCUCCAUCGUCGGCCUUGGUCUCGAUCCGUCUACAAACAACUACAAGGUUGUCCGGUUCUUUUCCUAUCCAUCAGAUCUGUCCCGCAUGGGAAUGGAGAUAUGUACGAUCACUGAAACUGCCAGAGCCUGGAGGAGCCCCGUUGCAGAUCCACCGUACCCUAUUUCCGAUUACCAAACCGCUACAUUCUUCCAAGGCUCUCUUUUUUGGACCCUCGACGAGCUUAUUCUCAUGCCACCCCCGGAGUGCCGAUUGCUUCGCUUCUGCUUAAAAGACGAAGUAUUUAGCUUUGUUAUGCACCCUCCAUGCCCUGGUCUUGACGACGGCGAUGAAUUCACCUUAAAUGUGCUAGACGGUGAAUUGUGCCUAGCUCAGUUUGACUCUUCGCAGCGGAUGGUGAUGUGGAUGACAAAUGACGCCGUGAACCCACAGUGGGAUCGCCGAUACGUCCUUCAUAUUGAGCCCUCCCUCACCAUAGCAAUUUCACACCAUGGGUUGCUUUUGGUGGAUCGGCAUCGUGUCUUCCAGUAUGAUUUCCAAAGUCAGAAAACAGAGGAUGUGGCUCGCUUGGAUGGCCUAAAGUAUGAUGGACCUGGGUCAAGCACCAUAAAGUAUGUGCAUCGAUGCACUUGCUUUGUCGAUGUAGUUCCUUGCAUCGAGAGUCUCAUUGCCAUAGACAGUGCAGUGUGA
Lolium perenne is the source of this 1041-nucleotide messenger RNA. RefSeq names its product F-box protein At3g07870-like. The record is from RefSeq and is a predicted model, not a curated record. NCBI's taxonomy places the organism in Eukaryota, Viridiplantae, Streptophyta, Magnoliopsida, Poales, Poaceae.